AUGCAGGCAACCAUGACGACAGCCAUGCGCGACAAGAGGAGAGAGUGGCUCAUGAAGCAGGCUUCUUCUGCUUCCAACUUCUCUUCUCUUGGUUCCGUCGCCUCAUCCGACUCAGGAUCUCAGAAUGGCUCCAGCCGAAACCUGCGCGUGAAUAUCUCGCAAGUCAACGAGGAGCUGGGUUACCGUGACAACCGGAUCCGUGCCUUAACGAAUCGGCUUGUUUCUAGUAGAAGCAUGUCUGACAUGCAUGCUAUUGCUGCCAUUGACAUCGAUGCCUCAUCGCAGUGGAGUCAGCUGCAGGAGAAAGGGCUCGACAAACGCGAACAGGAAGACAUUGAGACCGUCCCUCCUGCACUGACACAAAGCUCUGAAGUAAUUGUUUCAAAUGCUUUGGCCCGACGAGGCUCCAUGAACGACUUGUCGACAGCAAGCUACAAGCGUAUCAACCUGAAAAGCGAAUCCAGUGAGCAAUCAAGCACUAAGACGAGAAGGAAGUCGGAAAUAAAUCGAUACCUGAUCAAGACGUACGCUCGUCUCGGUCAGCCAAAGGAGUCUGAAGAGUCCAGGCCAAUACAUUACUUUGUUCCGGAACUCGAGCAGACAAGCACACGAGAGCCUGAGAAGUUUGAGCUGAACAUUGGAUCGGGGUUGUCAAAUCUCUGGGACGACUGCAAGAAAAUGAGCGACUCCUACUUGGGGGGGGCGAUGAAGAAUCUUCAACAAACUUUCGUUCAUUGA
Guillardia theta CCMP2712 is the source of this 738-nucleotide messenger RNA. RefSeq lists its product as hypothetical. Bases 1 to 738 code for a protein of 245 amino acids. Lineage: Eukaryota; Cryptophyceae; Pyrenomonadales; Geminigeraceae. The transcript has a single exon. The record is from RefSeq and is a predicted model, not a curated record.